AUGCACGGUAGGCCUCGCAUCAUGCAAGUCGUUUUACAACGUCGGUAUUGGGUCAUUGGUGCUCGUAACCUGAUACGCAACAUAUACCACAAGUGCGUUAAAUGCACGUGUCUUAAUCGCAAUCUCGCCGUACAGUCAAUGGGGGAUCUACCCGCUUCUACGGCUACUUAUGCCCGCUGUUUCACUCGCAGUGCAGUCGAUUUCGCAGGUCCAUACCUGUAUAAAUUUACGCAUGGCCGCGGAGCCAAAGCCACCAAGGGCUACAUCUGCUCGUUUGUGUGUAUGUGCACCGGUGCUAUGCAUUUGGAAUUCGUGAGUGACCUGACUGCAUUGGCAUUCCUCAACGCUUUCAAAAGAUUCAUCAACCGUAGAGGAUACUGCAAGGUGAUGUUUUCUGACAAUGGCACGAAUUUCGUUGGCGCUGAAAAGGAGCUGCGUCACAAUUUCAAACGGUGUAUGGCUGACGAUAAACUUCGCUCGUUUUUCGUCGAUUCGAAUAUCGAGUGGCGUUUCAAUCCCCCCGCUGCACCCCAUAUGGUAGGAUACUGGGAGACGGAAAUCAAACGGAUAAAGUACCAUUUGAAACGCGUGUUGGGUAUGACCUUACUUUCCUUUGAAGAGUUCAGCACGUUACUAACCGAAGUGGAGGCCUGUGUAAAAUCCCGUCCAUUAUGCGAAAAUCCCGCAAGUGCAGGCGACCUCGAGGCACUAACUCCUGGGCACUUUAUAAUAGGUGAGCCGCUGAAAUCCGUCCCAGAACCUGAGGGUCAAGGGUUCUGUGGAAAUCUCCAUCAACGUUGGCAGGUAAUUUCUGCGAUCAGACAGCAUUUUUGGCGUCGCUGGAGGGACGAGUACCUGGUGAGCUUACAGCGUCGUUCCAAAUAG
Messenger RNA from Rhagoletis zephyria (snowberry fruit fly), 885 nucleotides. RefSeq lists its product as uncharacterized. The record is from RefSeq and is a predicted model, not a curated record. Lineage: Eukaryota; Metazoa; Arthropoda; Insecta; Diptera; Tephritidae. Gene Ontology annotation, molecular function: nucleic acid binding. Gene Ontology annotation, biological process: DNA integration.